AAGGGUUCCGCCAGAAUUCUUCAACCAGGUUAAGAGAAAUUGGCAACCUCCUUUUUUGAUGGAAACUGUGGCGUUAACUGAUACAAAUAUUGACAUCAUACCAAAUAUUGGACAAUUGGCUGACGCAAAUAACAUCACGUCCAAUGUUGAUGAUGUUGAAGAUAAUAACAUAGAUGCUUCAUUUGAUGAACUAAUCAAUGUAACUCGAAAGACGCUUGAUCUUUUGGAAGAACAAAAGUCAAAAGGGAGUACAAGAUGGUGCAAAGGCGUGAAGAGAUAUCUAGUAACAGACGUUGAACAAUAUCGGAGAAAAAGAACGAUGCCACUAACGUGGAAAGGUCAUAAUGGUAGCACUAGAUACUUAGAAUAA
This is a messenger RNA of Paraglomus occultum, 370 nucleotides long. The record is from the annotation of a GenBank genome assembly. Lineage: Eukaryota; Fungi; Glomeromycota; Glomeromycetes; Paraglomerales; Paraglomeraceae.